Messenger RNA from Xyrichtys novacula (pearly razorfish), 1529 nucleotides. Lineage: Eukaryota; Metazoa; Chordata; Actinopteri; Labriformes; Labridae. The record is from the annotation of a GenBank genome assembly.
AUGACACCCAUUGACCCUACCGACCUGACAACAGAGGGUGGCGGGACCGGUCAGAUCAUUAUGGUCCACGCCGAGAAUGAAACUCCGAGCGACCUUACCCGCAGUCUCAGUCGGUACUCUCUGACGAAGAGAUGGGUACAAAGACCAAAUCAGAUCCUCCCCAGAAGGGUGAUGGAUCUAAAGGUGAAUCAAAGUCCUCUGAUCUGACAGAGGAAGAACCCAAACUUCUUAGGCAAAUACUCAGUAGAAUACGGAGAAAAGGAGAUAAUAAAGCAGAUCUCUCUGCCUUCGCCGCUGUCCAGCCUGACACUUCUGAGCCAAGCAUGGUGUCUGUUCAGCAGACUGCAGUUCAGGAGGAAGUGUGUAUGUCCUUACAGGAGUCUGCGACACAUUCACUGGCUGACACCUCUGUCGCUCUUGAACCUCAGGACAGUACAUCACAGGAAACGACAUCUACCAGCACCGUCUUGGUAGUGCAGGCGAACUCCACAGAGGAGCCAGCCGAAGAAGACUCCUCACUUAUUCGGCUUGAACCACCUUUCCUCCAAUUCUUGUGCAACCUCACUGAGAAAGGCAUUGCACAGAAGUUUAACAUCAACACCGUUCUUGAAAAUGAACUUCAACAUGAAGCACUCUUAGACACUGCUGCUGACAUCACUUUGAUGUCCUCAACGCUUUAUAACCACUUGCGCAAUAUGGUGCAGUCCAACAGGGACAUCAAGCUGCAGCCCUGCGCCAUGGAGAUUCGGACGUACUCCGCAGACAGUAUGACUUUAAAAACAAUGACCAUGUUGAACAUCUCCAUUGGACCAAUGAACAUCAUGCACCCCGUGUAUGUGUCACACCUUGAGUCGAUUCCUUUCCUCAUUGGUCAAGACCUCUUAAAACGGUUUGAGCCCCUGAUAGAUUAUCGACAGCUAAAAACAUGGGCACAGGUCCGCAGACCAUUACCCAUACCAGCAACCGACAGAAAUCGGGCUCAGUGUUACGCCAGGAUGGGUGAACUUGCUACAAGCACACCGGCAAGUGUAGGCUCUCCGGAGCAACCCUACUUGUCUGACGAUGAGCCACAACCUUGCUCGUGGCCUUUCGAUGACUCAGUCACGAAAAGAGACAUGUUUUUGUGCAAAUUGGACGACACCAAUGGACCCGACACCCCCGGGCCAUUGAUCACUGAUGGCGUUAAGUUGAAUGAGAAUCACGUCAACGAUGUGAUUUUGGCUCUUUGGGCUGACAAAUUGACCAUCAGCCAUGAACUGUAUGACACCUUGUCUAGGGAUGACCCAAACCUUCAGUGUGUUCGGAAAGCAUUUCGCUUCCCCUUGGACUCCCUUCCUAAAGCUACCAUGACCCCACUUCAGACACUGCAGUGCACAAGGGUGAAAACUUACCUGUCCAGCUGUGGGAGUCUCCUUUACAGCCUAACAUUAUGGAUGAAAGCCUACCUGUUCUCUCGGCCCUGUCGUUCAGUGACAGUAGUCAGGAUGAAGGAUCCUUUGUCAAUGAGCCUUCUGAGAAAGUGUCAGUGA